UCUCAUAACUCACUCGCACAACAUAAACUAAUUAUUAAGUCAAUAUGAAACAGAAGUUGAAGAAACUGAUGACAUAUCCGGUGAGAAGUACGAACGAUUUUCCUCCCACUUCUUCUCUGACGUUAUAUGCUUCUGACGUCACUUCCUGCCUUCAUCAACCAACAUUACGAGAAGAGGUAGAUGACGAUUACAGCGUCGUAGCAGAGGAGUAUCCAGGGUUAACGAAUGCCGUCUCGUUGCCUAGCGACAUUAAUUUUACCGAGGAGGAUGAGACUAGGAUGGAAUCAGCUGAUGGGUUUUCUAUGAAACGGUACAGAAAUGUAGAAAAACUGGGAAGUAAACAAAAAAUAUUGAAGAUUAAGAAAAACAAGCUGUCUGAAGUGACUCAGAGAAGUAAAAGCUUAACCCAAAUUGACUGCUUGGACAGUCCUGAAACUACCAUCACUGAAUCGAAUGUGAACAUCAAACCAGAAAUGAACACAAGGUGGGAUCAUUUUACCGUCACAUUAGAAAUGCUUGAUGAUAAUAAAGCCGAGAAGAUCCCGGCCACCAGCGGAGUUUGCUUACGGGAGGUGAUCAAGGAUCUUUUGGUGAAGCGAGGACUUGACCUUGAUAUUCAAGAUGUCUCGGUCUUCUUAGAUGCUUCGAAGACGCCUCUCCCUUCGGAUGGAGAUUGCUUUCUAUUCGGUGGCAAGCAUCUCCGGAUACAAACCAAACAUAGCCCCGAGGGAGCUGUCAUUACUCGAGAAAAUAGUACCGGAAGUACGUGCGUCGGAGCUUCUAGCAAUAGAAGUAACAGCGGAAGCUUAAACAGAGAUGAUAAGUCACGAAAGGUUUCCGCAAUUCAACACGGAGGACGGAAGACUGGUCUAUUAGCAUCUUCUGAGGACUUGAGUGACCCCAUUCUCCCUGGACCAACAGUAUCUCUGGACACUACCCUCAAGUCCUCCAGAGGUCGCUCUACUCUCAGCAGAAAACCCGGAAUAUUCUCCAAUGUUUCAAAAACUGAAAAGGAGAAAACAGAACUACUUAUGGAACUGUUGAAUAACUACACAGUGAACGGCAUCCCACAACAACCAGGACUGCCAACCUUUGAACUUUCACAAGAGAACACAUACAGACUCGAACCAAGUUGGAAAGAUAUCGUGGAAAACUGGGAGGCUUUAAGCGAACGAAUGAAAGCGCAACAGAACGCCAUCUGGGAGCUUAUUCAGACAGAAAUAUUUUUCAUUAAAAGACUAAAAGUCAUUAUUGAACUUUACCUAGCUUGUCUGUACAGCCUACAAGCUGAAGGGGUACUUAACGAAAUCAACUCUGAUAAGCUCUUUAGUAACAUUCGAGAAGUUUACGUGUCUAAUCAUCAGUUCUGGGUUAAACACCUCCUUCCAAUGUUGACCACCAGCAGAACUACCAAACAGAAACUAAACCCGGUUCUCAUGAAAGAUGGAUUUCUACAGUGUGUCCAGCUUUUCCGGCCCUACAUCAAGUACUGUACUGAACACAACCGUUGUGUCGAGUAUGUGAAGCAAAGAAACAAAGAGAAUGAGCUGUUUAAAGCUUAUGUCACUUGGUGUGAAAGCUGGAAAGAAUGUGAUCGGCUACAGUUGGCUGACAUUCUUGUUAAACCUAUGCAACGCCUGACCAAAUAUACUCUCCUCCUGAAAGCCAUCCUUAAAAAAACAGACGACGAAGAACAAGUUUGUCCCUUGAUUGAAAUGAUAAAAAGUAUGGAAAGUUUCGUUCAGACCGUAGAUUCGAUCAUGUUACGCCAGAAUGAGAAGAAACGGCUGGCCUCCAUUAUCAACCGGAUAGAUAGCUAUGACGUCAUAGAUAGCAACAACGAGGAACUGGAUAAGGCCAUGCGAGAACAGGGCAAUCUUCACCUUGAUCUUACAUGUCCCAUGCCGGGAUGCGUCACGCAGCUAACAAGACAACUUGUAAAAGAGGGCGGUGCGAUAAAAUUGAGAGAGACUUCUUCAGGCAAGGUGGAUGUACAUUGUUUUCUCUUCACGGACAUGUUUCUCAUUUGCAAGCCACUAGGGAAGAGGGGAGACAAAGUCCGAGUCAUACGACAACCAUACCUCGUUGAAAGGUUGAAAGUCCAGGAACUGAAGGAUGGGGGAGGUUUGACGGUUAUCUACCUAAACGAGUUUCACGUUGCCACAGCAGCAUUCAUCUUGUACACUCAUGAGCCCAAGAUCUGGCUAGAGAGCAUCAGGAGAGCACAAGAGCUAUAUCAAGAGGCGAAGAAGACCUCUGAACUCGGUUUCGAUCUAAUGGAUUACACAGAGGAAGACGAGCUUCUUUCUAGUGGUCACCUGGCAACUUCCAGUUCUAGUCACUCUAGUUUAAUUCAUUCCCACACUGAAUCUGUAGAUACGUCUAGUGAUCCAGUUUCUACAAAUUCAAUUGGAAGACUCUCUAUAUCACCAGUAAGUUCUAGGACUAGUCAAAACCACAGCAAAGCUGUGAGUUUCGAACUUGGAAGCCUACGCAACCCUAGCUUAGCUAAAGAUAGUGAACACGAAAAGCCACGUGCUCAUAGCUUCGAGACGCGCACUGGACCUGUCAGUGUAACAGUAACAUCACCUCCUACCGAUUACAAAGCAGAAACUAGCCUUACACUCAAAACCUGGUCUAAAGGAACCGAAAACCUCUUUAGGAACAGAUAUGGCUCGGAGAUCUCUCGCACACCACGUUCUAUUCAACAGAUUCCUUUUAUACCAGAAACCCUAAAAACAGAUGGCUUGUUAGGAGACCCACUUUUGCCCACUGUUAAGACGACAAUACCACAGAAUCAAGCUCACAAACCACCUCUUCUCAAGACAAGGCACGUGUUUGGACAAAUCAGUUCCAGCGCAACGGCAAGUGAAGAAUGGAGUCAAGUGUCUAAUCUCGAAAGUAAUGAUGCGAUCACGCGCUCGAUUAUAUCAAACAGCGUACUUGGCGUUGGUGACCUUGACCCGCGCAUGAAGAUGAUGACGGUAGACGACAGACGUUAUCACACGACGAGCUCUGCAGAAAUACGAAAGAGAGAAAAAGAACGGGACAGUAGGAUUCAUAAACGAUUCUCAUGGAACAGUAGCAGGCACAAAGCUGAAGUAGUUGGUUUCGAAGCCAGUGAUGACGGAAAGCUGGAUAAAAACACGUGCAGUUCGAAGUGCCUAAGUUCAGAUUCUAUCUAUAGCUCCAGUGGUAUAGAAAGCAGUAACUCUUCGUUUUAUAGUGUGGGAGAACAGGAAUGCCCAACGGAAUCGAAUGUCUGUAGUCCUGAGAUCUUAAAUGAUGGUGAUAGAGACAAGAAUUAUGGCAAUAACUCUCAGUUACCCAAAACUUCUAGUCCAGAUCUGGAACCUAAACCUAACUUCACACUGAAUGUCAGCGAGAUGAUGGAUGGAAUUACAUCUGUCCAGAUUAAUCUGACUGGUGGAUCCAACCUAAGAAAUAAAGUUGAUCUGCGGCGGAUGAAGGAAUUGAUUUUGAACAGCUACUCAGUUGAAGCUUCGGAAGUGUGAUGGAAGAGAAGUAGAAGGAGGUGUAAUUUGAAUCUGCAUUUUACUCGAUCGGUAGCUACUGGUAAAUGGAGACCUCGAGCAAAGUACCCGAAGUGUUUAAAAAUGUUUUUUAUGUGUGUUGUGAAUCAAAGUGUUUUUACCAAGAAAGGCAGUGGAAAGUUUUUAACAACCUAAAGUACUUUUAACUUUUCGUGAACCAUAUGAGUAAUAAACUUUUACAUAAUUCGUCAAAGAAGCGCAGGACUAUGUUCUAAGUAUUGUUUAUAAGGUUCAAAUAAUACAUAGAGAAAAAAUUAUGUUUUAUCUAUUGUUAAUGUAUGCAUUCCAAGAUAUGGCACCUGUUGCCAUAGCAGCCUACAGGCAGCUGUGUGUUGUCAAAACAAAAAAGUGGCCACACCCCUCUUUAUCUAAACUAUGAAUGUGUAUUUAUUGUUCAUGGAAAAAAAUCCCAAAAUAAGUGCAACACUUUAGAAACUGUUGUAUAUGUAGGUAUUGAGCACUAGUGUUUUUGUCUGUGAUUGCUAUAUACAAUCUUCGUAUUGAUUAUACAGUAAUUAUGAAAGAAGUAGUUGUAAUUCUUAAGUUUUAUGUACAUCGUAAUACGUUGUACGUUCGUGUUUAUACAAUAAUUAAUUUUGAGCAGUAACUAUGUAAGUCAGAACUAAAAAUUAACUCGGAAGUUAAUGAAUGGAUGUUACCAUAAGCUUUUAGCUUACUAAAUUUUUCUUCUAGAUUUCCAUCAGUAUAUACGAAAGAAAAAUAAAACGUUGAUCAAAUAGCCAUUAUUAUUGUUAUUCCUUAGUAUUUAUGGAAGCUAUGAUAAUUCAAAUUUAUUAAUCUAAAAAAUGUAAAUUAAUGUUUACCUUUCACACAAGUUCUUGUAUCUCACUUGGUGAUGCCAGGUAAACCUGGUGAAACGUUGUGAACAAAAUAUACAAAAGUUUUACUACAUACGACCGAUAAAAAACUUGGGUGAAUUUCAAAUAACAUAGUUUUAAUAUUUUAUUAAUGUUUGCCUAUAUUUAAAAUUUAACUGAUGCUUAUGUUUCCUAGAUCCGAUUUUCAGUUUCUGAAGUAACCAUUAAACUUUAGUUUUAGUCACUCUUUAAUAAUAAUAAUAGUUUAAAACCAGUAUUUAACAUUGCUGUAUUGUUAAAACAGUGUAUAAGCGUAUUCAAACUUAAAAUUGAAUUAUCUUCUAGAUGGCGCUAGUCAAAAUCUAUUACUUGUAUGGAUGUCAAGACUUACCUGUUUCAUCAUAUGGUAUAUAGUUUUGUGUAUGUAAAUAUGUUAUUAUAUGUACGUACAAGUUUAUUUAAUACCUGGGUAUUCUUAGUAAUAUAUGUUGAUGUAUGUGUAAUAUAUAUAUAUAUUAAAAAAACGUAUAAGAAUAAUUUUUAGGGACAAUCACUAGUUUUCUUGUGAAAGUUGUUUCGAAAUGAAGUUCUGAUGUAAAAGUAUUGUAUGGUGUUUGGUUUAUUGGAAUCAGUUGAGCUUUUGCUUAUGUUUUAUAUCAGUAUUAUUUCACGUCAUAUUUCAAGCAAACACUGAAGAUACUCAUAACAAUAUCUAUGUUGCU
Limulus polyphemus (Atlantic horseshoe crab) is the source of this 5094-nucleotide messenger RNA. RefSeq names its product pleckstrin homology domain-containing family G member 5-like. Gene Ontology annotation, molecular function: guanyl-nucleotide exchange factor activity. Lineage: Eukaryota; Metazoa; Arthropoda; Merostomata; Xiphosura; Limulidae. The coding region runs from base 45 to 3515 and encodes 1156 amino acids. The transcript has 22 exons. Gene Ontology annotation, cellular component: endocytic vesicle; plasma membrane; axon. The record is from RefSeq and is a predicted model, not a curated record. Gene Ontology annotation, biological process: Rho protein signal transduction; endothelial cell migration.